Protopolystoma xenopodis is the source of this 969-nucleotide messenger RNA. The record is from the annotation of a GenBank genome assembly. Lineage: Eukaryota; Metazoa; Platyhelminthes; Monogenea; Polystomatidea; Polystomatidae.
CUGGAAAUUGUUAUCCAGCCACGAUCUGAUCCGUUUCUCUUUAGAUCCUGUACACUGGGUCGACAACCGUUUCUAUCUCCUCCUCUCCUCCGCUCCUUCCUCACCCUUCACCAAGUCAGCAUGCCUGGGGUUCUGAUGAACCAGACGACCCAGGGAGGCAGUGCCUCAUCGACCACCAGUCAGACUUACAUGGCUUGGAUCGACCAGCAACAGUGUCUGAUCGAGACAUACCGCGAGAUCCGCGCCAGCCUCAGUCAAAUGGAGGCCGAGAUCGAGGCGGCUCGGUCGCGUGUCACUGACUGGUCGACUGCUCAUGCCAACAGCGCAGCUGCUUCUGUCCUUUCGGCUGGAGGUUCUACCAGUUCCGGUGCUGGCAGACAGAGCGGUCUGGCCGGCAUCUCCAGUGCAACAUCUUCUGCCUCCGCGUCUUCCUUCACUUCAAGGGGAGCAGGUUGGCGUCCGGUGAGUGCGGCUUCCCGGCGCACGGCAACCGCCAUCUGCAACGGAAAUGGACUCAGCGCCAGUCGACUCCGUCCGAGCAGAAAUCAAAUAAUCGCACCCGGGAUCAGCUUGACCAGCAGGAGAGCUCUGAGGGCCUUCGACUCCUCUGUCUUAGCUGCCUCCGCCAGAAAUCGGGAUGAUUUCGGCGGUGGUACUGGCACCGGUGGGACUAGGAGUGGUCUUGGAGACCAUAUUCCGACCACGCGAUGGUCGACUCGUCUGUCUUUCGUUCCUUCCGUCCGGACGUCUUUGACUUCUCUUUCAUCCUCUUCAAAUUCUCCUUCGUCAUCAGCCUCCUCAUCUCUUUCAGCCUCAUCUCAGUCAACCGCUUUGACCUCUUCAACAGCCAAUUCCACGUCUACGGUCUCCUCGGCUUCGAGGGCUUCAUCACCAACCGCUUCUUCCUCUUCUACUGUCUCCUCAGCAUAUAAUCAAGGACGGUUGACCGGGGUGAGUAAGACCAACUAA